Ostrinia furnacalis (Asian corn borer) is the source of this 2322-nucleotide messenger RNA. RefSeq lists its product as uncharacterized. The coding region runs from base 600 to 962 and encodes 120 amino acids. The transcript has 3 exons. NCBI's taxonomy places the organism in Eukaryota, Metazoa, Arthropoda, Insecta, Lepidoptera, Crambidae. The record is from RefSeq and is a predicted model, not a curated record.
CACUCUGACAAGAGUGUACCGACUGAGAAGAAGAGCUGCAAUUGUGCGUUGCGCGCAGAGGUGCGCUCAAGCGGUCGCCAGUAUCUAUUCGAUCGUUGUGGAGUGAAAGUCAACGAAAAAAGCAUUAAAAAUGCCUCAUUGUGCUGUUAUUUGGUGUUACAAUCAAAGUGAAAACGUUAAUAAACAUAAUUCUGGCGUAUCAUAUUACAGGUAAGUAAGAAAACCCUACUUUUAGACUUUUUUAAAACUGUGAUCCAGAUGACAUGUGUCCAGAUGGUCAAGACUCGCUGUCAUCCUAUCUGGCCAUGCGAUAGUGAUGUGGUUAUGGUUGGGUGGCGUCAUGUCGAUAAUGUGUGUUGGUGAACAUGCAAAUAGACUUUGAAUUUUUUUUUAAAUCCAGACAAAUGCAUGUUCUAAUUAACGCAUCUAUAACAGAAACCUUACUUUUUUUUAGAUUUCCUAAUGAUCCUUAUAUUAGCAACAGAAAAGUACAACUGGUUUCCACAAAAACAUGAUACGAUAUGCUCUGAGCACUUCGAGGCUGUAAGUUUCAUAAAAAGGACUUCCAGAACUUACUUAACUUCUGAUGCUAUCCCAACAUGAAACUCCACCCCAUUAUUAAAGAGAUUAAUUCACAUUGUUCCACAAAGACUGUUGAAAUUCAUGACAUUGCUGCACCAGCAAAACGUAGAAAGAUGUCUGGUGAAGAUUCACUCGUAGAACCAGCCAAAGAAGCUAUUCAAGAUGGUAUAUCAAACACACAAGAAGAGACAACACCAAAUAUCCAAGACACACCACGCAGACGUAAAUUGAAAAUGUCUAUAUUGAGGGCUCAGCAAACCAUUAAAAGGCAAACACUUCUAGUAAAACGACUGAGAGCAAACAAUAUAAGGUUAUCAAAAAAAAUUGCUAAAAUGGAAAAUAUUAUAAAAUAUCUACGAGAGAAAUCUACUUAUACAUGAUGAGGAUAUAUUGACGUUACAGAGUACUAACGUAAAAAGUAAUAAUUUAACCUUCAAUCUAAAAGGUGUUUACUCAAAGGAAGUUAAGUCUUUUGCAUUAACUUUGCAUUAUUAUUCGCCAGAGGCGUAUAAUUAUGUGCGUGAAAAAUUUAAUACAUGUCUGCCUCAUCCAAGAACCAUUCAAAAAUGGUACCAAAGUGUCGAUGCGAAUGCUGGUUUUACUACAGAAUCGUUAACGGCAAUUACUUUGAUACAGAAACAAUCCGAACAUAAGAUUGUAUUAUGUAGUUUGACGUUAGACGAGAUGGCUAUCAGAAAGCGAGUUGAGUGGGAAGGGAAACAAUUUCACGGCUACGUCGACAUUGGUAGCAAUAUAAACAGGGAUGACUUAAAAGAAGCAAAAGAGGCACUAGUAUUUCUAGUAAAUGCAAUAAAUGCAAAUUGGAAAGUUCCCGUCGGUUUUUUCUUUGUGUGAAUGGAGAACAAAGAGCAAAUUUAGUUUUACAGUGCCUAAAACUGCUGCAUGAUACGGGCGUAGAAGUAGUUUCUCUUACAUGUGAUGGAUGUCCAGCAAAUGUCAGCAUGUUGAGACAGUUGGGAUGUAAUUUUAAUCCGGACGAUAUAAACACACAUUUUGAGCAUCCGGAAACAAAAUUAAAUGUAUACGGUUUCCUCGAUCCCUGUCACAUGUUAAAAUUAAUAAGGAAUGCCUUCCAAUUUAACGAGAUAUUCGUAGACAAAGAAAAUAGAAAAGUAAAAUGGCAACAUUUGAAAAAUCUUCACAAGAUCCAAGAAAAAGAGCAAUUACAUCUGGCGAAUAAAUUAGGCAAGGAACACAUCAACUUUGAAAUAAAAACAAAAUGAAAGUUAAGUUAGCUAGUCAGUUAUUUAGCAACAGUGUAGCGGAUGCUUUGACAUUUUUAAAUAUUAAAAAUAUAAAAAAAAAUACCACAAUAUUGACUACUUUUUCUUUACUUAAAAUAAAAGUAUCGACUCCGUACCGCAGCACUUGUAAUAAACUCUAAGACAAUACGGAUGCGUAGUCUAUGUAAGCGUAAGUGUAUUGGUGUGAGUAAAUGGUGACGCUCACUAAGUGCCUAUUUACACGUCCCGGUUGCCGGCUAACCGGCGCCGGGUAUCCGGUGGUGAAGUGUAUGGGCAUGGUACGUAGCUUUCACAUUUUCCGGCGUAAUUAAUCCGGCAUGCCCAUACAUUCAGGACCGGCUAUCUCAAGACAACUUAAGGAAGUUGUACAUAAAGUGUACAAAUUUUUUGAAAGGCGAAAAAAUGACCGCGCAUCGGCCGAAUACGCAAACGACAUUAAUUUAGCAGAAACUGUUUCUGAAGCCACAGGUUUGUC